ACAGAGCGGACACUGAAGAGGACGAAGCUUCACGCUGCGACUCCAACUUUGGCAGAGAAGAAGAAAAAGUGCAGGUUGGAUUUAAGAAGAAAAGGAGACAAAGACAUUUCAGACUCUACUCAUAUAAACACAGUAAUGUUGUGAGUGCUGACCGGCGAACCAGAGUCACUUUGGGACUGAACUGAUCUGAAACACCUUGGAAGAGCUGAGAGAGCAGGUUUAAAAAAAAAUAAAAAAUGCGAUCCAGGACCUGCACCAUGGAGGGUCCAGACGACGGACACAUCCAGCCCACUAAAGGUUUCAUCAAGCAGGAGGAAAACACACCAGAGCUGACGAAGAGGAAGAUGAAAGUCCAGCGAGAGGAGAAUGACGGCAGGACGGGGGGGACAACGAGAAAACCUCAGAAACCCGCAGAGAGGAGGAAGUCAGCGACGGCGGAUCUGACAAAGGAGGACCUGCUUCGCCUGCUGGGAAUCAUGGAGGGAGAAGUUCAGGCCAGAGAGGACGUCAUCGGCCUGCUAAAGACAGAGAAGACCAGACCGGAGACUCUGGAGGCCCACUACGGUUCAGCUGUCCCCGCCAAACCCCUGCAGGCCCUGCAGAGAGACGGACUCCUCGUCCACAGCAACAAGAGCGCAGACGACGUGUACGAGAAACCCAUGGCCGAGUUGGACCGUCUGGAGGACAAACAGAAGGAGACGUACAGACGGAUGCUGGAGCAGCUGCUGCUGGCCGAGAAAUGUCACCGCCGCACCGUCGUGGAGCUGGACAACGAGAAACGCAAACACGCCGACUUCAUGAACAAGAGCGACGACUUCACCAACCUGCUGGAGCAGGAGAGGGAGAGACUCAAACGGCUGCUGGAGCAGGAGAAGGCCUACCAGGCUCGUAAGGACAAGGACCACAACAGGAGGCUGGAGAAGGUCAGAGCGGAGCUGGUGAAGCUCAAGUCCUUUGCCCUGAUGUUGGUAGACGAGCGGCAGCUGCACAUCGAGCAGAUCGACCAGCAGAGCCAGAAGAUCCAGGACCUCACUCAGAAGCUGCAGGAGAAAGAGCAGCGAUUGGCGGUGGCGACCGACGCCGCCAAGGAGGACGGCCAGAAGGUCCUGAAGCUGGAGGCCGAGCUGGAGCACAGAGCGGCCAAGUUCACGCAGGAGCACGAGGAGAUGAACUCAAAGCUGGCCAACCACGACUCACAAAGCCGACAGCUGAGGCUGAAGCUGGCGGGACUCGCGCACAAGAUCGAGGAGCUGGAGGAGAGCAACAAGGCGCUGCAGAAAUCAGAGGAGGACCUGCAGGAGCUGAGGGAGAAGAUCAGCAAAGGGGAGUGCGGCAAUUCGUCCGUCAUGGCCGAGCUGGAGAAUCUGCGGAAGAGAGUGCUGGAGAUGGAGGGCAAGGACGAGGAGAUCACCAAGACAGAGACUCAGUGCAGGGAGCUGAGGAAGAGGCUGCAGGAGGAGGAGAACCACAGCAAGGAGCUGAGGCUGGAGGUGGAUAAACUGCAGAAGAGGAUGGUUGAACUGGAGAAACUGGAGGGAGCUUUCAACAGGAGCAAAACAGAGUGUUCUCAGCUUCACACAAACCUGGAAAAAGAGAAACGUGUGGUGAAGGAUCUGGCCGGUGACCUGGACACGGUGAAAACCCGGCUGAAAGAACUGGAGUUGUCGGAGUCGAAGUUUGAAAAAGCAGAAAUGGUCUUCAAAGACGACCUCAUGAAGCUGAAGUCCUUCACCGUCAUACUGGUGGACGAAAGGAAAAACAUGGCGGAGAGACUCAAACAGGAAGAACAGAAAAGUGAUGAUUUAAGUAAGAUGUUCAAGGCAGAGCAAGGCAAGGUCACAGAGGUCACGGAGAAGCUGAUUGAGGAGAGCAAGAAGCUUCUCAAAUUCAAAUCAGAGAUGGAGGUUAAAGUGACGAUGCUCGCUAGAGAGAAAGAUGAGCUGAAAACAAGACUUGCAAGUGAAGAGGAAAAGUGUCGGGAGCUUAAUAAGAAGAUAAGUUGUAUGAAAAUAAGAGUGGACGGACUGGAGGAGACAGAGAGGGAAAUGCAGAGGAAGUGGGCCAACAGGGACAGUAACAAGAAUCCAGAUGAAGACAACAAAGUGAAAGAGCUCACGCUAGAAAUAGAAAGACUAAAGAGCAGGCUCAAACAACUGGAGGUGGUGGAGGGAGAUUUAAUGAAAACAGAGGACGAGUACGAUCUGCUGGAGAAGAAAUUCAGAACAGAGCAGGACAAAGCAAACGCCCUCUCUAAGCUGCUGGAAGAAAUGAAAAGUCAGAUCGCCAGAAACAAAGCGAUAGAGAAAGGCGAGGUCAUGAGUCCCGAGGCCGAGCUGAGGAUUCGCUGCAAGAUGGAGGAGGCUAAAACCAGAGAGCUGCAGGCGGACGUCCAGGCCCUGAAGGAGAAAAUCCACGAGCUGAUGAACAAGGAGGACCAGCUCUCCCAGCUGCAGGUGGAUUACUCCGUCCUGCAGCAGAGGUUCAUGGAGGAGGAGCAGAAGAGGAAGAGCAUGAGUCAGGAAGUGGACGGCCUCAUCAAGGAGCUGGAGGCCACCAAGCGCUACAGUCGCGCCUUGAGGCCGAGUAUGAACGGCAGGAGGAUGGUCGACGUCCCGGUGACCUCCACAGCGGUGCAGACGGAUGUGAUCGGCGGUGAGCCGGCUGAGGAUGAGACGACGGCGGGCUUUAUCCGAAAAUCAGUCCUCGAGGAAAACCACUUAAUGAGCAACCUCAGACAGCGGGGUCUUAAGAAGCCCACAGUCCUUGAACGUUACCCUCCGGCGUCUGCAGAACUCGGGGCGAGAAAGUCCUGGGUCCCCUGGAUGAAAAAGAGAGAGGCCAUCACUCUCACUCAGACCCCGUCUCAGAAGACCAACGGGACGUCCUUGCUCCCACCGGAAAUGACCAUGUCCCAAAAGCCGGGUCAGCCGCUGCACAUCCGAGUGACUCCGGAUCACGAGAACAGCACGGCCACGCUGGAGAUCACCAGCCCUCGAGCUGAGGAUUUCUUCUCCAGCACCACCAUCAUCCCGACGCUCGGCCUUCAGAAACCUCGCAUCACGAUCGUCCCCAAGCCCACGACCGUGAGCUCCAAGAGCAAAGCCUGCGACGCCGUGGGAGGUCUCGAUCGAGCCAAGUCUCCGGUCACGAUAACCACCAUCUCCAGGGCCAAGAGUCCGGAGAAGACCAGCGGCAGCAGCUCCGGCGGCCUUCAGUCUCCGGUGUCCAUCAUCACUGUCAGCACUACACCUGUGGCUGAAGCAUGUGCCUCACCUGAGCCUCACGAAAUCACCGCGACCCGCACGGUGAUCAAGAUGACCCCGGAGAAGCAACCGGGGCUUCCACCUGUCAGGAAAUACAGCGCCAACAGCAACAUCAUCACCACAGAGGACAAUAAGAUCCACAUCCACCUGGGCCCACAGUUCAAAAGGCCGUCUGAGGGAUGUGGCGGUCCCAUGCUGAAGCUCAAAACUCUCGGUAUGAGCUCAGAGAGCAAAGAAGCGUCGACAGGAACGGUGCUCCGGUCCCCACGGCAACCCGCAACGGGGAAGACGACCCCGAGCAAGAUGACGAGCAGCAUAACGAUCACACCCGUCACCUCGGCGGCCUCCAGGCCCACACAGUCAGUGUUGCUUCUGAAAUGUUUCAAAAUGAAAUCAGGUGGUGUGUGCUGCAUAGAUAGCGCUCUCUCCAGCCCGGUUCGGAUGUGCAGUCAGCUCGGAGCGCCGCCACACGGAUCCCUGUGUCAAAAGCGUGUUGGCCGUGACGCCCUCGAGGCCGCCGCUGCCGCCGCUGCACGGAGACUUUGGUGGAUCAAAUGUUUCUUCCUGGGAACAACAUCAGAGGCUGGGCAGGAUUGUUAAAAUCCCAUCAGAGCCUGGUCAUGCCAUGUCCCUCUUCCUCUGGGAAAACUGUAGAGGAACCUGGACAAGGACUUUCCUGCUGCAGUGAAGCUGCAUCUCAAACUUUUUGUUUCCUGAAUAAAAAUGUAGAGAUCAAUAUCAAUAUCAUAUCAAUAUUGUGAUAACAAUUAAUGGCCAACUGACUCCAGCUACAACUACAGGCUUUUACCUGUCUGGGCCCAUUAGUGUCACACUCUUUGUUAACUGCCUCAAAUAUUCAACAAUAAAAUACAGAUCAUUUAGCUUUAAUUUCCAUUUAAGUGGUGUGACUACAUGGAUUACCACCGUGGAAUAAUUCACCAAUUCUCACCAGUCAGAUGAAUUCCAGUCUGCUGGUAAAGUAUUACACCUGUGUUUGACACGUCAACCCCAACACUGAGCUCUUGAAACAUCUUCAAAACCUUGUUUUAUAAAUUCAAAAACUCUCCCUUUGUUUCAGAAAUAUCGUUGUCUUCCAGCUCCGCUAUGAUCCACUCAGCUGCUGGUUGACAUCAGUUCGUUCCUGACACCUAAACACCUAAAAUAUAUUAUAUUACAUGUUUUAUCAAAUAAUUACAUUCAUUCUUCAGAGAAUCAUCAUAAAUAAAUAUGAUCGUUGAGGCAAAAUGAGGAAACCAGAUCUGUUGUGAUUCUCUACCACAGGUUCAGUGAUGGAUUCAGCCAGCAGCCGGCGCUGAGCUGAGAUCUGAGGGUGUCUGAUGGGAGAUGCUGUUCUUUUAUCUGCAGAACCUCAUCAAGACACUGAGACAGAAACGUCUCUUACAUUAUACAAGACAUGAUACAAACAAGGCUGCAGUUUGAAAUGAAUAAAGAGCAGAAAGGAUGUCAUCUGCAGGUUCUAUACUGUAUGUGCGAUACGCAGUUUGGAAUAUCUGAAAUUAUGAUACGUGAAAGAUAUCAGAUCUAUUUUCACAUGUGAAUUUGGCACAAAACUGAUCAAUUUCCAUGAGAAUUUUUGGUUAAUACAUAUAAUCAAUAGAUAUAUUAACUAUCAUCAAUGCCACAUGACAGAAAAAGAAUCAGAAUAGGUUCCUUUUACCUGUUGGCUUUCAUUUUCUUUUUUUGUUUGAAAAUUGAGGAUUAUGAAAUUGUUCAAUAUAUAUAUUUUUGGCAUGAAGUAUUCCUGAGCUUCUGUUAUGUGUUAUAUGGUUCUGGACAGCUGAAUGUGGUUUAUAGUUGGAUUUUGAAAGUUGCUGAAUUACAUAGGUUGUACUGAAAGUAGGAAUGAUAAUGACAGCAAUGACAUGUGAGAUUUAAGUGUAUUUGAUGGUAUAGGAAAUACAGUAUAAGGAAUGAACCAUUUGCAUAUUAUCUGUGUUUAUCAAAACUGUUACACACACAAGUACAAAUUCAGAAUUUGAAGUUCUUCCGUGUUUGUUUUCUUCCCAAAAAGCCACUUAUAACAAAGAACGUGUUUUUCUGUUUAAAUUAAAUUUUAAACACACGUCAUACAUAUUCUUUUAAGUCCAUGUGAUUAUUUUCUGAUUGCUGUGAUAAAUCACACAGAAAUAAUGAUGCAUAAUGACUGACCACUUCUUCAUGAUGGAAGCAGGUACUGAAUAAAUACUGAACGUAUACACUCUGAACUGUUUGAUCGUGGAUUUGUCUGUCAGUCUAUAAUAAAUAAACUUC
Molecule: messenger RNA, 5534 nt
Organism: Seriola dumerili (greater amberjack)
Lineage: Eukaryota; Metazoa; Chordata; Actinopteri; Carangiformes; Carangidae
Gene: filip1b
Product: filamin-A-interacting protein 1-like
Exons: 8
Coding region: 237-3863 (1208 amino acids)
Source: RefSeq, a predicted model, not a curated record